Drosophila grimshawi is the source of this 1719-nucleotide messenger RNA. RefSeq lists its product as uncharacterized. Bases 113 to 571 code for a protein of 152 amino acids. The transcript is spliced from 2 exons. The record is from RefSeq and is a predicted model, not a curated record. NCBI's taxonomy places the organism in Eukaryota, Metazoa, Arthropoda, Insecta, Diptera, Drosophilidae.
UUCAAAAGUAUUUAAUUAUAUUUCGGCAUUAAUAAGUAUUAAAGCGGAUUAAAAUUUUUUGUUUAAAAUAUACACUUUUAUUUUGAGAUUUUCCUCAAUAUAGGAACACAAUAUGUUUUCAAUGUCAAGGGUAUUGCGCCACAGCAUAAAAUGUAUUCUAGGAAUGUAUUAUUUACCAAAAGCAAAUCGUGUUGAUUUUUCCCACUUACAACGUAAAGCACAGCGUUGUAAUAUUUUUAAAAAUCAAGCAACAUUUCAAAGCUCAAAACUGCUCACCCGUUAUAGAAGCAUGGGGACAUUAAUCGUAAUACGACUGGAUAGUACCAAAUUCUACAUUGAAAUUGACGGAAAAGUUGCUGCGUUAAAAUACAACAUUGUCGAUGGAGUUAUGGAAAUAACAAGCACAAGAGUUCCUAAAAAAUUGGCCGGACAUGGUCUGGGAAAGUUAUUGGCUAAGGAAGCAUUGCAUUUUGCAGUACAGCAUGACCUGCUUCUUAAAAUAUCUUGUAAAUUCGUUCGAUAUUACAUUAACGAAUAUGAACCACGUUAUCUGAAAUAUGUCUUGUAUUAACUGUGUAAUUGAUUAAUAAACCCAAUGACUAUCCCAACAUGCUUAUCAGAAAGGUGAACCCACAGAGACAGCACAACAUAAGAGAAAACUACUAUCGAGAAAUCUCUCAUUUUUAUAAUGGAACGUAGUAACGCAGUAAAUGGGUCAUUGUGUUUAUAUCACAGGAAAUCAGCGGAAUUACUCCAGACGAUGCCCUAUAUACCUUAUUACACAUAUUUUCCAUCGAGCUGAUGGGAAAACGAAUGUCAUUUAAGAAUGAAAUGAGGCCUGUAUGUGGCCUGGAACUUGCUCACGCACACGACAGUGGCAAGAUAGCAAUACAGAACUGCCCAGAAUAGGCUGAAGCAAAAAGAUUACUAACCUAAAAACACAAUUAUAAGUUUUUCGAAGGUAUCGAUACACAGGAUACACAGCCAUUACCACAGAGUUUGCGAUUCGGGAAAGCCAAAGGUACAUUCGUAAUUUGGAAAAAUGGGCCAAGAGGUGGUCCUUCUCCAUUAAUUCAUGCAAGACUGGCCAUGUGAUAACUAAGGCAGGAAGAUGGAGAAACGACGCCAUUAAUUGAAAUGCAACUCCUCCCAAACAUAACUGAGUGUCAUACUAGAUCACAAGGUCACCCUCAAACCGCACAUAACGCGAUUAUGGAUUAGAAUAAAACCAAGAGCAAUUAAGCUGGAGUGACUUAUUGGAUCUCGUAGUCAACCAUCAGAAGACUGCAAGGCGCUGAUCAUUCAACAGCUCAUCAUGCCCCUUUGGCAAUAUAGAAUUCUAGUCUGGAGAGCUCUCUUGUUGGGCACUCGGCUACUAAGAAUUCAAAAACUGCAAAAUAGAAUUAUUAGAAGAUCAGUAAAUGCAACGUGGAUAACAAAUAACUCAACCCUCAGAGAGACUUACCGCUUGAGUAGAGUUAAUGUUCCAUACAUCUAGUAGCCGUUUCGUAACCUCAUUGUCAAACCACAAAAACACAAUUCUAAUGAACCUGACGGCAAGUAUACAUUUAAUUAAUCACCCGAAAAUCACCAUUCCAGGUCGACAUAUUCCAUCCAAUCCCACUGUUACCAAUUGUGUCGAGCAGUGAGAUGUACAAAUCCUGAAUGCCUGCACGCAUCCAGGCUAGUCCAAUGACGCCGGAAACCAAAAACCAAAAA